UCUUGAAAAACAUUAUCAAUUUGUCCAAUUUACAAUUUGUGUUUAGGUCAUUCGUUGUUGAAAGUUUCGAGUUGUAUCAGUCUUUGAAUAAUGCAAACAAUAUACCGCUUAAAAGAACCACAAAUUGACAGGGAAGAGGACGUCAGGACAAUUAUACAGACGUUUCUUUUUCAGUUCUCGGAGAAGGCGUACGGUGGGCCUUCGUUCAAUCGCCCGGCUUGCUGUUUUGCGCCGCAUAUUUAUGGAGCCGGCAAAACAUUUGUAGGCCAAAACUUUUUGGCCUAUUUGAAUAUUUUUGCAGAGCGUGAGUGUUCCAAUGCACAGACUUUUCAACAACUACACAGUUCAAACGAUAACCCCCAACCGAGUGAGUUGAAAGUGCCUUGGAAACACUUUGCGGAAAACACUUUGUCAGUUAUCUUAGAACUAGGAGAGAGCUUUUCUGGUGCUCCUUUUCCAAGUUUUCUAGAGGCUUUGAUGUAUAACAUAGCUAUGGCUACAGCCGAGUGUAAUGGUAUGAGUGCCCGAGAAAUUGUAGAAUUCACGGACGCAGCGAUGAAGCAACCUAGUGUUUCUUUAUUUUUCCAGUAUCUUCUCGAACAGUUUCAGAAACAAUAUUUAUUUUUGAUGAUAGACGAACUUAGCCACCUGAGUGACCUCACCAAAUACUAUAGUGAACUUACCACGAAACAGUUCGUCGAGCCCGAUCCAGAAUAUGUACCUUUCCGGAAUUUCUUCCGUAUUUUACGUGAUUUGUUGAUUACAGGGAAGGUAAUUGUCUAUUUGGCAGGCAGGACAUCUCAAAUCUCAGCCCGUAUGUCUGAUGCUCGCUCCAGUAGCAUGAGCCUCGAUAUGUUGCGAUUGAAUCCUUUUAACCUCAACGAUAUUAAUGAAUAUCUUGAGCUGGCAAUUUAUAGUGGAAAGACCUUGAAGGACUGGUUAUUGCCCUCAGAUGGCUUGCAACAUCGAUUCGCAGAAUUAUUAAAAAAGAAGACAGGAGGUAUUCCGUUGAUUUUAAAGAAUACUUUAGUAGCCCUAGCAGAGAAAGCUGCAGACUUGUCGCAACCUGUUAUCAACGAUGACAAUAUGGAAAGUGUGUUAGAUGAUAUUUUUCACUCUGUAGUACGAAAGACAACAACGUUUAUUGUUCCGGAGAUAUUAGAUUCUGCAACCCUUCUUCGAUAUCAAUUUGUUCUUUUCAAUUAUCAGCUCGGGACAGUUUUUCCAAUCAACUUUGCAAUUGCUCUAUGUGGAACGAGAACUUAUUUGAUGGAUUUGGUUGCAACUUUUGGGUUUUACUCUGAAGUUUUGGGCGAGGAAUUCGAGAUUGGUUGUUGUGAGUUUAUAUUGCGAGCUCAUAGCAACUAUAAAUUUUUCCGUGAGGCUACUGAACUUUUUCCUUUAUCUCCGUUUAGUUAUAUUCCCGACACUUCAACAGCAAAAGGAGUCUUCUUUGAAUUUGUAUUUAUGAAGAUCUUUCGUUUUCGCUUAUUAACUUUUCUUCAUUCUAAUUCCUCGCCUAUUGUGCAUUCUGCUAUUCCAGGAAUUUUCCAGGGUUCUUUUAUUGAACAGGACAAUGUUUCUUAUUCUAUGGAAUCAACAAAAUCUUAUGAUAUACCCAUCUUGAGAAAUGUCUCUGGUUCAUUUUCUGUUCAUUAUGGAGAUUAUUUACAACGUUGUGGUAUUUUUGUUCCGAAAGAUGGCGAUUCGAGUGGUCCUGAUGCAUAUGUUGUAUUCCAUAAUGGACAAACACGUUAUGUUGUUGGAUUUUCAUUCAAAUUUUAUCACAAAACUGAAUUUUCGAAAACAAAUAUUGAGGAAGAAGCCAAAAAAUUUUUUAAGGGAGUUGUUUCCGUUUUGAAUGACGAAUCUUUUUCAUCUGUUCAACUUCGUUUUCAGUUUGUGGUAGUAUGUACUAGAUAUGAUCGAUCUGUAGGUUUCUCUACCGAAGAACAUAAUAUUGUUGAAGAUGCAAGUGGUUUGGUGACUCAACAUUCUUCGGGAUCAACUUUGAAUGAAAGUAGUCGAUCAUGUCUGCAAUUGGUAAUUGUUUCUCAAAGGAACCUUGAAAUGUAUUUGGGAAGAGAUAAUGUCGAAACAUUGAGGAAAAUUGGGGAAGCAAACCGAGGAGAGUUUUCUAAAGACUUUUCAGUAUGGUGUAAAACUCUCUUUGAGUCGAUGUCCAAUGAAUAUGUUUCAUCUUUGGAAACGGAGCAAUCAAAUGUUACUUCAAGAGUGACUCGAAAUAUAAGACCGAGAACAAAUGAGGAGAAUAGGAUGCAAAUGGAAGAGCUUCAAACUGCUAUGCAAGUGGAACGAAGUGUCGCAGCAUCGAGUUCUUUGUCUUCGUCAUUUGAUUGGAAUACUUUCCUAAGAGACCGUUGUGGUCUUUCUGAAGAGGAUGUUGCCUAUUCUUUGCCUAAGCUGUCCUUCAUAGGAGUAAGAGAUUUUGAUGGCGUUACGACAGAUUUUCUUUCCGAUUGUGGUAUCGAUAGUCCUUCACUAAGAUUGCGAAUUAUGUUAGGAAUACGACAGUUUUUAGCAAAGUAGCUUUUAUGGACUAGUUUGUGGUAUGCCCAUGAUUUCCCUGUAGAAGAUGAUGGAAGCCUUAUAGAAGUCGUAGUCCUAAUAAAGACAUGUAAUUUUUGUUUUUAUCUCACUGCAAAGUCAUUACGUGCUUAGUAACUUGAGAUAUCUUACCAAUAUGCUCGAAUGCCAAUGUUAGUUACGCUUCGAGAGAAGAAUGACUUUGACAAGGUCUUCUGCUUUAACAUUGAAAUACCAAUCUAUAUAGAGGAACCUGAAAAGUUAUUGAUAAACUAUUUAAUAGAAGGCUGUAAAUUAGCUGGUACAAAGCUAGCUUGCAAACAGUAAAAGAAGCUCAAGCUUAUCUGAAGAAAUUGCCACCAUCUUUGUAGAUGAAUCUGAAUAAAGAACAACUACAAAGAAGCUUCUUGCUUCAUGUGGCUGUGGAGCCUGUACAGUGUGGAUAUGGACUGUUCAACCCCUGUCACAAGAACUUGAUAGUUAUACAAUCAACGCUUUUUUUAACUUAAGCUAUGGUAGAUGCCUGUUAUGUAGUAACAGUGGAAGGAGUUGCAAGUCGUAUAAAGGUGAAUGGCAUCCUACUCAAAAGUUACAUGUCCAAUACAACGGUUCACAAUGUGAUUAUUGUAUUCUGGGAAUCCUAAAGUCUAUGUUUGGA
This is a messenger RNA of Galdieria sulphuraria, 3205 nucleotides long. RefSeq names its product archaeal ATPase. The transcript has a single exon. NCBI's taxonomy places the organism in Eukaryota, Rhodophyta, Bangiophyceae, Galdieriales, Galdieriaceae. The record is from RefSeq and is a predicted model, not a curated record. The coding region runs from base 91 to 2550 and encodes 819 amino acids.